Molecule: messenger RNA, 381 nt
Organism: Dipodomys spectabilis (banner-tailed kangaroo rat)
Lineage: Eukaryota; Metazoa; Chordata; Mammalia; Rodentia; Heteromyidae
Gene: Prlh
Product: prolactin releasing hormone
Exons: 3
Coding region: 101-364 (87 amino acids)
Biological process (GO): response to peptide hormone; G protein-coupled receptor signaling pathway; feeding behavior
Molecular function (GO): prolactin-releasing peptide receptor binding; neuropeptide hormone activity
Source: RefSeq, a predicted model, not a curated record
GCGUCUGGGGGCGUCCCCACGCCCCGUUUCGGGUUAUAAAAGGCUGUGUCCUCCCGGCACCUGCUCCUCCUCCAGGAGUCCCAGUCCCAGACCCGGGAGCAUGGCGGCUCCGAGGGCCUGGCUCCUGUGCCUGUUGCUGCUGGGCCUUGUCCUGCUGGGGGCCGCAAGCCGGGCUCACCAGCACUCCAUGGAGACCCGGACCCCGGACAUCGAUCCUGCCUGGUAUGUGGGCCGCAGGAUCAGGCCGGUGGGCCGCUUCGGCCGGAGGAGAGCAGCCCUGCCGGAUGUCCCCAGGCUGGGCCUGCGGUGCCAGCUGGUCUGCCUGCCCUUGGAGGGGGACGCUAAGUCCCUCCAGCAUGGAUGAUCGCCCGGCUCCACCGC